This is a messenger RNA of Manihot esculenta (cassava), 2469 nucleotides long. RefSeq names its product phenylalanine ammonia-lyase. The transcript has 2 exons. Gene Ontology annotation, biological process: L-phenylalanine catabolic process. Bases 109 to 2256 code for a protein of 715 amino acids. The record is from RefSeq and is a predicted model, not a curated record. Gene Ontology annotation, cellular component: cytoplasm. Lineage: Eukaryota; Viridiplantae; Streptophyta; Magnoliopsida; Malpighiales; Euphorbiaceae. Gene Ontology annotation, molecular function: phenylalanine ammonia-lyase activity.
AUGGUGCUGAAGAGGAAAAAUAAUAAAAAUUUUCCCUAAAAAAUUUUCUUAGUAACCAAACAGGGUUUAGCCACCUGACACCUUUUCUUGCACUUUGUUUUCGUCUCAAUGGAAGUGUCCGGCGGAAAGCAAAAUGGGGAUCACAAAUAUAGCAAUGGGUGCUGCGUGGAGAAGGAUCCAUUGAAGUGGGGUUUAGCGGCGGAGGCAUUGAAUGGCAGCCAUGUAGAGGAGGUGAAGAAAAUGGUUAGGGAAUAUAGGAGGGCGGUCGUUCGACUUGGGGGGGAGACGCUAACUGUCGGACAGGUGGCGGCGGUGGCGAGUGGAGGCGGCAAUGGAGUGGCGGUGGAGUUAUGCGAGUCAGCUAGGGAUGGUGUGAAGGCAAGCAGUGAUUGGGUAAUUGAGAGUAUGAAUAAAGGGACAGAUAGUUAUGGGGUCACUACAGGGUUCGGUGCUACUUCCCAUAGAAGAACCAAGCAAGGAGCCGCGCUGCAGCAGGAGCUUAUUAGGUUCUUGAAUGCCGGAAUCUUUGGCAAAGGAGCAGAAUCAGGCCAUACAUUGCCGCGAACAGCAACAAGGGCAGCCAUGCUUGUGAGAAUCAAUACUCUCCUCCAGGGUUACUCCGGCAUCAGGUUUGAGAUCCUAGAAGCCCUAACAAAGCUCAUUAAUCACAACAUCACUCCAUGCUUGCCUCUGCGCGGCUCAAUAACUGCCUCUGGCGACUUAGUCCCCUUUUCAUACAUAGCCGGACUCCUAACUGGCAGACCCAAUUCCACCGCAGUAGGGCCUAACGGAGAAACCCUUGAUGCCGGAGAAGCCUUUCGCCUGGCUGGUAUCGCCGGCGGGUUCUUUGAGUUGCAGCCUAAGGAGGGUCUUGCUAUUGUUAAUGGCACUGGAGUUGGUGCUGGCUUGGCAUCUAUUGUACUUUUUGAUGCUAAUGUAUUGGCUCUUUUAUCAGAAGUUUUAUCAGCUAUUUUUGCUGAAGUUAUGCAAGGGAAACCUGAGUUUACAGAUCAUUUGACGCAUAAAUUGAAGCAUCAUCCUGGGCAGAUUGAGGCUGCAGCUAUUAUGGAACACAUUUUGGAUGGAAGUUCAUAUGUUCAAGAAGCAAAGAAGUUGCAUGAGAUGGAUCCUUUGCAGAAGCCUAAGCAGGAUCGGUAUGCUCUUCGUACAUCACCACAAUGGUUAGGCCCACAAAUUGAAGUGAUUCGAUUCUCAACCAAGUCCAUUGAAAGAGAGAUUAAUUCUGUGAAUGAUAAUCCACUGAUUGAUGUCUCAAGGAACAAAGCCUUGCAUGGAGGAAACUUCCAGGGGACCCCAAUUGGUGUCUCAAUGGACAACGCUAGAUUGGCAUUAGCUUCAAUUGGGAAACUCAUGUUUGCUCAAUUCUCUGAGCUUGUUAAUGAUUUUUACAAUAAUGGGUUGCCUUCAAAUCUCACAGGAGGAAGGAAUCCUAGCUUGGAUUAUGGUUUCAAGGGUGCUGAGAUUGCCAUGGCAGCCUAUUGCUCUGAGCUUCAAUACCUUGCAAAUCCUGUCACAAACCAUGUUCACAGUGCUGAGCAGCACAAUCAAGAUGUGAACUCAUUAGGGUUGAUUUCUUCGAGAAAAACAGCAGAAGCAGUUGAUAUCUUAAAGCUCAUGUCCUCAACUUUCUUGGUUGCACUUUGCCAGGCUAUAGAUUUAAGGCAUUUAGAAGAGAAUUUGAAGAGUACAGUUAAGAACACAGUGAGCCAAGUGGCUAAGAAGAUUCUAAACAUGGUAGUUAAUGGUGAGCGUCAUCCUUCAAGAUUCCGUGAGAAAGAUCUGCUUAGAGUAGUCGAUUGCGAGCAAGUCUUUGCAUACAUUGAUGAUCCAUGUAACUCAACUUACCCAUUAAUGCAGAAGCUGAGACAAGUCAUUGUGGAUCAUGCAUUAACAAACAAUGAUUAUAUGAACAAUAUGCAUGCUUCAAUCUUCCUCAAGAUAGGUGCUUUCGAAGACGAACUGAAGUCAGUCUUGCCAGAAGAAGUAGAAGCUGCAAGAAUUGCUUGUGAGAGUGGGAAUCCUGCAGUCCCAAACAGAAUCAAAGAGUGCAGGUCUUAUCCACUGUACAAGUUCGUGAGAGAAGCUUUGGGGACUGAACUUCUGACAGGAGAGAAGCUGAGGUCUCCUGGUGAGGAAUUUGAAAAGUUGUUUACAGCAAUUUGUGAAGGAAAGAUCAUUGAUCCUCUUCUUGAAUGUCUAAAGGAUUGGGAUGGCACACCUCUGCCAAUCUGUUAGCAGUUUUUUUUUUUCUUCUGCAAAUCUUGUUGCUUUCAGUUUUAGUGUGAUUUUGGUACUAAGUGCUGUAAUAGCAUUCUGCAUUUCCUCAUUUCUAUAUUUAAACUGAUAGUAUGUGUACAGCAAGGAGUGUAAUUCAAGAUGUCACUUUGGUUCCAUUGCAGUAGUUCCUUUUUAAAUAAUAAAAUUUUAAUGCAUUGUGUCAUUCUGUAA